Oryzias melastigma (Indian medaka) is the source of this 5106-nucleotide messenger RNA. RefSeq names its product vezatin, adherens junctions transmembrane protein (gene vezt). The transcript is spliced from 12 exons. Gene Ontology annotation, cellular component: plasma membrane. Gene Ontology annotation, molecular function: myosin binding. Bases 396 to 2795 code for a protein of 799 amino acids. Gene Ontology annotation, biological process: cell-cell adhesion. NCBI's taxonomy places the organism in Eukaryota, Metazoa, Chordata, Actinopteri, Beloniformes, Adrianichthyidae. The record is from RefSeq and is a predicted model, not a curated record.
GCCACGGUUUGUAGUUGAAACUUCUAAGCGACACUUCUUUCAUUUUGCUUAAGUUCAAACGUAAAUUCAUUGAUAGCUCGGUGUAUGCUAGCAGAGAUGCUAGAUUCCUGCUAGCUAGCUAGCUACCUACCCUGUUGCCAUGUUUUGCAUUUUUUUUUAAUCCAAAACGUCCACAUAUUUGGCUCGUUAUUCGGCGGAUUUCUGCCAAGCAGCUUUGCUGGUCAUGAGAGCGGCUGAGCCGGAGCACAGUGCUGCUACUGCCGCUCCUGUUUCAUCAUAUCCAGGCUGGUGUUUGGAGGUGGGGUUCCUGUCAAUGCGUCGGUUCUUUAAAAAAAAAAAAUGACAGUGGAGUCGUCGAAAUAUCUGAAUGAUGACACAAUGAGCUCAGAGUGACGAUGCAUAACUCGCCGCUUUUCCAGUGCCUGCAGGAUUUAGGAUACACCGACUUCGAGGCAUGUCCGACGGCAUCGCAGCAGGAGGAAUGUGGAGGACAAGAGGAGGACUUCAUCUCCGCAGGAGAAGACACUCAGGGAGCUUCAAGAGGACGCUUACGGAGACUGGUUGAGGCCUUGUGGACAUGGAGUCCCUUUUUCCAGGCGGGUGGAUCCCAAAAGCUGGAAAAGCAGCUGGACUCGGUGUUCGGUCAGUACUCGGUCCGGUGCAUUCUGGACCAGGACGUCCUGCUGCAGGAGGAUGUGGAGCUGAUCGAGCUGCUGGACCCCAGUCUGCUCUCCCUCAGCUCAUCGCCCUCCGGGUCGCCCACCCGGGCCAGCGCCCUUCCCAAACCCAGCUUCAUCUCCAAGCCUUCCCUCUGGGAUGUGGCAGCGCUGCUGGGCCUGGCUGCAGUCCUGCUGGGGCUCUGCUCCUCCUCCUCCUCUGACGGCCCGUGGCUGCUGGCCGUGGCCCCAUUGGGCCUGACGCUGCUGGGCUGGGCCGGGCUGAGGGGCGCCACCCUGUGGAGACGAGGCCGGAUGCAGAGAGCCGCCCACAGCCGGGCCACGCAGCUCCAGUCUCUGGUCCACGACAGCAAAACUCUGACCGGACUGUCUCGCAAAGCCCUGUGUUUGGUGCAGGAGACCGAGGUCAUCUCCAGAGGAUUCACCCUUUUACUCGACAGGGUGAGUGCGGCCAGCUCCUUUAGCAGGGCGGGGCCGGCGGCGAUGCCACGCGGCCAGCAGCUCAUCGGACUGAGGAAGGCCUUGUACCGGGCUCUCCGCUCAGCCUUUAGAGCCUCUCGGAGGGCCACCUGUCACAUGCUCAAGGCGUUUCCUUUGAACUCUGAGAUCGAUAAUGUUACCAACUACGUGUGCGCGGUUCCUCUGAAAGAGCUGGGACUCGGCUUGGGAAUCGAACAUUUGGGGGACGAGCAGGCGCAGGAGCUGACCGACGACUACAGCCUGCCUGCUCUGAAGAUGCUCUUCCAGCUGUGGGUGGGGCAGAGCUCUGAAUGUUUCCGGCGGUUGGCCCUUCUUCUGUCUCCGUACCGCGCAGACGAGCCGGAGGAGGGCAAGUCCAAAGCGGCCGGCACUCCCCGCCUCCCGAUGCACCGCUCCAUCGCCGCCAUGUCCGAGCCGCUGCACCACGCCCUCGCCAGCUGUCUGGGCGAAGUGCAGCGCAGCUAUGACUUCCAUCGACACUUUGAGACCCAGCCCAGGGCGGCGGGCUCGGACAGGACCGGGCGAGCCCGAGAGAAAUGCCGGGAGCUCAACACCCUGCACACGUCCAUCCGGAGCCUGCAGCUGCACCUCAAGGCCCUGCUGAGCGAGAUGAUCAUCCUGGAGGACGACCUGGAGAAGCUGAUGGUGUCCAGGGAGCUGACGGAGCUGACGCUGGACGGUUACCAGGACCUCAGCGAGCGGCUGCAGCAGCUGCAGCCACACAUGCAGGCCAGCACCAGCUGCUGGGAGGACACCGUCAGCCAGGUGGAGCGCAUGCUGAGACGAGCCAACGCAUGCACAGGUAACCCCCCCCCUCUGGAGCGCUGUGAUCCUCCUGAGCCUGCAGCUCCUGCUCCUCCUCCAUCCUUCCCCUUGAUUCUGGAUAAAGACCCGGUGCCAGAGGAGCUGGAAUGGGAGGCCUACGUGUCCGACUCGGACUCUGACGGGGAAGGAGGGGGGUCAUGGUCGGACGUGUUUUCUCCAGAGGAGCGGGAACGACAGCGGAGGGAGAGGGAGGAGUCCCGCCGCGUCCUGUCGGAGCUCAAAGCUGUCCUGGGCUUCCGUGCGUCCGAGGGGGAGAGGAUGAAGAGGAAACAGCUGCUGUUCAACGACCAAGCUGCUGUUCUGCCAUCGGCUCUUAGUGAAAGUUCAGAUCCUGCGACGGAGCUGUCCGACAAACUCCUAGAUGAAGGAGGGAACCACGUAUCCCAGCCCUCCGCAGGAAACGGAGAGGAGAGAGGGGAAGGAAGAGCUGGCAGGGGGACGCCUGACCCCUCUGCAGACCCCACGACAGAAUUCAGCUGCGGCGUGGAGCACGAGGACCCCGGAGCCACAACGGUCAGCAGCAGAGGAGGGGGAGGAGCCUCAGAACUGCACCAGUAUGAUGGUGUGGAGGGGGAGGGCCAGGAUGCUCUGGAGUGCUUCCUGAGGCCAAAAAUCCUCGCCGUCACCGUGAUGGACAGACUGACUGAGAUGCACGGCUCAGAGACUGUGAGUUUCAGCUCCGCCAUCGCCGCUCAGGUCGCCGCACGCUCGCAAUCGCUGAUGAGCAUGGAGGAGCAGACGUUUGGAGAUGAUGAGGAGGAGGAGCAGGAAGAGGAGGAGAGCAAUAGAAGAACAGGGGAAGGACAAACCUGAAAGCUGACUGCUUUAAUGACUGUGUUCAUGGGUGUUUGUGUCUGAUCCACAAGUCGGUUUCACAGCUUCUGACACCAGACGCUUUCAUCACCAUCGGUCAUCCGUCCACGUCUCGGUUUGUGAAGCCACAGUUCUUAAUGUUGAUGAAACUCAGGUACCAGAACCACAAACACAGAACCUCACCCUGUUCAGGCUAGACCAGCCUUCAGUUUACAACCAGAUAACAGAAACGACAAACGCUCUGGUAAAACCUGUGAUCAGACAAUGAUUUUCACUGUGGAUUUGUUUAUGUUGACAUGGAGACAUUAUAUUUAUGUCCUGCAGCAGUUCUGGACUGCAGGGGCCAGAUUGUUUUCACAAUUCUUCAUUUCAUUUUAAAAUAUAUAUCCUUGCUACAUUCUGAGAACCUUACAAAAGUAGCACGCAACGAGCACUUGUUAAAAAUAAAUAAAUAAAAGUGAUGACAUCACUGUGGGAGAAACCAUUCAAAAAAUAAAUGGGGCCAAAAUCUCCAACGGGGCUCCAAAAAUAUUUCAAAAUCCACUAACAAAGCAAAACACACUUGUCAGAGAUAUCCUGGUAGUUUUAAAAAAUAUUAUGGUUGGACACAGGGCCUAAAAUUUUUUCCACUUUUCCAAAAAUGUUUGUUCAAGCGAUCUUCACAAAAGGCCACUAUCUUGAAUUUUCCAAACAAAAUUCCUUUUGAGUACCUUCUACAAAUUUAAACUCCUCCUUUGGAUUUCAAUCUACAGCCUCAUAACUCCUCAAAAAACCUUUGUUGCUAGGGAAAUCCAAAAAUUGACUUUGGCUGAUUCUUCUAAAAAUGACAUAGAUCUAUUCGUCACCUCCAGGCGACCAAAAAAUAAAAUGGUUGCUAUGAGAUAAAACUAACAGAAAAGCUGCCAUUUGGAAAAAAUAAAGAACAUUUUCUUAUGAAUUUGUCUCUGAUCGGGCUGUAGCAGCUGCUCAGUCAAUGAGAGCGGGGGUGGGUAGAGUCUGUAGGCUCAGCUUUCAGCAGUUUAGUUCGAUUUUUGUGAAUUUUUUAUGAAUAAUUACAGUAAAACCCAUUAAAUCAAAAUAGGUUUUGUUCAAGCAGUCUUCAAAAGAUUUUUCACACAUGCCACCAGGUGAAGUCUCCAACCACAACCAAGUUUUGUUGACCUUCGACCUCGGGAAGAGGCCACUAUAAAAAAAAUUAAAAAUCCUUUAGUACCUUCUACAAAUCUAAACUCCUCCUUGGGAUUUCAAUCUACCGCAUCAUAACUACUCUAAUAUCAUUGGGAAGCUACUUGAGGGGGUAAAAAUGUUGGUUGUAAUGUUAGUGAGCUAGCAAAAGUGACAUUUCCCUGUUGCUCGCACGGUUUUUACCGAAAUAAUGUGAAGCAUGAAAUACUUGAUUCCUUGGCUCAAGCUGGACAAAACAAUGUCACAUAUGAAAUGAAUAUAUUACUAAUGUGGUCGUCGUUAACAAAAAAGCUUUGUUGCUAAGGAAAGACAAAAUUUUACUUUGGCUGAUUCUUCUAAAAAUUCCAUAGAUCUGUUUGCCACUUCCAGGCAACCAAAAAAUAAAAUGGUUGCUAUGGAGAUAAACCAAAAGGAUAGCCGCCAUUUUGAAAAAAGUUCUUCUAGUGAUUUUGUCACAUGCAGAUUGAAUCAGGGGGGUGAGAGAGGGGUGGGUAGGGCCAGUAGACUGAAUUUUGAGCAGUAUGUUUAGUCUGAUUUUUGUUAGUUUUUAAUAAUUAUUAGGGUAAGACCCAUUAAAUCUAAACAAGUUUUGGAUUGUUACUGAAAAACAUUUCCAGAUUCUAAUUUAACAUGAACAUCUAACAAUGAAAUUCAACCAAUCUCUGUCUGAUGUCACACUGUGAACCCUCUGCUGAUUUCUUACAGACGUGUAUAAAGUUUGCAGAAAGACUCAAAGGAGGGUUAUUUUUUUUUUCUCUUAGAAUCGAGGUUCAGUCUGGCCCCUUUCUGUAAUCCAUCUCUGUGACACAACAGAGGUGUCAUAUGGCUGAAAUCACAAUCCUUUUCCAGGUAAUAUAUUAGAAAAAAACUGUUGUAAUCUAAGAACUUGUGAAAAAAUGACAGAAACUUCUCAACGUCGGUGUCUGCUCAGUGGAAUCGUGCAGAGCUGAAUAGUUUCAUUGAAUGUAGUUCGGUGUGGUGAGGCUUUUUCUUGAACUAAUGGGUCUGGAGAAGUCCCAACGUCCACUCCCUCCACCAUCACUGGUCGUUUUGUCACCAUGUUUGCCUUUGUCCCUCCACCUCCUGCGUUUUCCAGCGUGAAAUAAAACACCAUCCUGGAAAUGUU